AUGGCAUCCGCCUACACACUCCCGCCAAGUUCCCCCAACUGGGACGGCGUCGGCAUCUUCUACAUCUCGUGGUGCGCAACAUGGACGACCCUCGUCCUCGCCGGCAUGAUCUUCUGCUGGCUCAACCGCAGCCUCCCCGUCCUCAAGAUCCGCGGCCUCCCGCUGUCCUUUUGCGCCAUCGCCUUCCUGCACUUCUACUGGAUCCUCGCACAAAUCACGUAUCCCGUGGGGCGCACCCUGCCGCUCGUCCUCGCGUACGACAUCCAGUACUUCUUCAUGAGCCUCUGGUUCCCGCUCGGCGUGGCCUUGUUCCACGCGUCGAACCUGCGCUUCCUCCGCGUGGCUCAGCUGCAGAGGCAGUUUACGCAUCCGGCUGCUCGUCGGGUUGAGCCGGCCUGCAGCGGCGGCAAGGCCUCAUGGCUUUGUCGUCUGAGGGGUUAUGAUCAUACGAAGCGGUCGCUGCUCUUCAUUGGCCUUGGGAUGGUCGUUCAGCUCCUGCUUGCCGUUGGCAUGUGGCUAGCUUGUCGAAAAUACCAUCCCACGUUUGGCAUUCCUGGAACCGAACUUCGCGGCGCGACAAUCGCGGAGCAAGUGGUUGAGCUGGGCCGCGGCUGGGAGUGGUGGCCUUCGGUUCUUUGGCAGGUCGUCUGGACGUGGAUUGUUGCGCCCUUUCUGACAUGGCGAGCAUGGGGGAUCCGUGAUACCAUGGGAUGGCGGACACAAACCAUCGGCUGCUGCAUCUCCAAUCUCCAUGCGACACCAAUGUUCAUGAUAGCAUCCUACGUUCCCGCCUUUGAUAAAGUGAAUCAGUAUUUUUCACCUAGCCAAUGGAUUCACCUUUCCAUCCUCAUGUUUGAGAUAUUCACAGUCUUCGUCCCCGUCGUCCAGGUGUUCAGAUUCUGGGCUCAGCAGAAGAAGGCAGCCCGUCUGAAUGCCGAAUGGGACAGCUUGUCAACUGCCCACACGCUCUGCGCGUCUCCAUCGGAAGACUGGAUAAUCUCCACCAAGUCCUCGACAUCAAAGAUGAGAGCGGUCGAUUUAUUUGAUGAAGAUCUCGGCGACCGCUUCCUGACAAUGAACGUCCUGGAGCAGGUCCUCAGCGAGGAUCCCGGCCCGCUGCAGGAGUUCUCCGCCCUGAGGGACUUUUCGGGAGAGAAUAUUGCCUUUUUGACCACCGUUGCGAAAUGGAAAUCCUCCUGGACCGAGAAAGUGAGCAGCGAACAGAGGCUGCAGGUGUACAACGGCGCACUGGAGAUUUACAUCGACUAUAUCAGUCCCAAAGACGCCGAGUUUCCCCUCAAUCUGUCGUCCAGCGAAGUCGGGCGUAUGCAGGACAUGUUUGAGGAGGCCGCUCGCAUCGUCUGCGGAGAGUCCAAUGUCAACUCAGCAACACCUUUCGACGUUGAAGUCGCGCCUUUUCAGAUUUGUGAGACCGACAGUCCUUUCAAGUCAAAUUGCAGGGGCACCCACAGGGCGAAAUACCAUGGGGAAGUCCCUGACGUGUUUGAUGCAACAGUUUUUGACAGCAUAGAGAGCCAUGUCAAGUACCUUGUCUUGACAAAUACUUGGCCAAAGUUUGUCGACGAGAUGACGCGGUCUAGGAGGCGGCGGUCGACUGAGACGGCGCGAACAGAAGGGACGUGGAAGUCGGGAUCAACCCUCACGAAUAGGAUAAUGCAUUUGGUCAAUCGGAUUAUCUAG
Molecule: messenger RNA, 1701 nt
Organism: Trichoderma citrinoviride
Lineage: Eukaryota; Fungi; Ascomycota; Sordariomycetes; Hypocreales; Hypocreaceae
Product: putative GprK-type G-protein coupled receptor protein
Exons: 5
Coding region: 1-1701 (566 amino acids)
Source: RefSeq, a predicted model, not a curated record